GAGCGUUAAAAACUUGAUUUGUGUAGUUUCUUUGAAAACAUGAAGAUCUCUUUGCAAAUAACUUUGGUCGCAGUCUUUGUCGCAAUUGGCACUGCAGAAAAAAUAUGUGUAGAAGUUCCAACUCAAGUAAAUGAGGCUUGUAGUCUGUCACUUGACAGUGGGUCAUCUCCGUGCCCGGAACCUCGAAUACGAUUUUCUUAUAAUAGCUUGGUCGGCAUUUGCACAUCAUUCGAAUAUUUUGGUUGUGAUGGUGAAGUUCCUGGCAACUUCGACAGCUCCGCGUCGUGUCAAAGUUCAUGCAUUGACGGAACACCUACUGCUCGAUGUAUGGAAAGUAUAUUUGAAGGAUCAUGUAGAGGACAAGAUUUAAGCAGUACGAGAUGGUAUAGUGAUGGUGGUGAAUGUAAAGAGUUCACUUACUCUGGUUGUGGAGGAAACGCCAACAAUUUUGAGUCUCUCGAAGCAUGUGAAGCAUCAUGCCCAUAAGACGUUUGAGUUCUUGAAGUCUUUCGAAUUCCUUGAAAUGUGAAGAAGGAACGGUUUUACUAUUAUAAAAACCAUAAAUAAAACCUCGAAUUCACAAUUUUAUGUUGAAUGUGAGUUUUUGAGUUUAAUUUCAGAUCAGUUUUAUUCAAAUUGGGAAAAAGACGACAGUUUAUUGUAAUUCUCUAAGUAUUUGUGAUUCACAUUGUCUUAUUUAAAAAACAUGACUUCUUAAUAAUGUUCACCUGUUUCAAUAAUAA
Molecule: messenger RNA, 743 nt
Organism: Clunio marinus
Lineage: Eukaryota; Metazoa; Arthropoda; Insecta; Diptera; Chironomidae
Source: the annotation of a GenBank genome assembly